Fonticula alba is the source of this 210-nucleotide messenger RNA. RefSeq lists its product as hypothetical. NCBI's taxonomy places the organism in Eukaryota, Rotosphaerida, Fonticulaceae. The record is from RefSeq and is a predicted model, not a curated record. The transcript is spliced from 2 exons. Bases 1 to 210 code for a protein of 69 amino acids.
AUGAUCCGCGUGUUGCUGGUCUUUACCAAGCUCCUGACCAUCCCCUUAACCCCACAGACCUAUAUCUACCACGCCAACUGGAUCAAGGGCCCCUUCGUCAACCCUCGCCAGAAUGAAUUUGCCUGGUUCACCAAGGACGAGCUGCGGGAACAUCUCCCCAAGGAGACCUUCGACCGCCUGGAGCCCCUUUUCUUCGACUACACUUUCUAG